Taeniopygia guttata (zebra finch) is the source of this 8579-nucleotide messenger RNA. Its product is annotated as protocadherin alpha-2. Gene Ontology annotation, cellular component: plasma membrane. Gene Ontology annotation, molecular function: calcium ion binding. Lineage: Eukaryota; Metazoa; Chordata; Aves; Passeriformes; Estrildidae. Gene Ontology annotation, biological process: homophilic cell-cell adhesion. The record is from RefSeq and is a predicted model, not a curated record.
CCGCCCCAUUAAUGAGGAAUGUUGUUGUGGUUGGGCAAUGUCUGCGUACUGUGGCAGUGAUCCUUCCCUCUGAGUGGUACGGAAUAGAUUGGGGAUUUGUUACAGGGAUGCUGAAUUUGAUUAGGGAAGAGUCUUCCCUGAUGAAAGGACAUGCUUUGUAGCACGUGGGCUGUGUCGUUGGUGACAAACUGCAGAACGUCUGCCUAGCUGGAGAUCUCUGCCCCUGCAUAAAGAGGUUCUUGCUCUAUCCUGGCAGAACUUGUUUGCCAGAAUGGAGAAGCAAGAGCUUGCCAUCAUCAUGCAGGUGGAAAAGGAGGCUGCGAGACAGCUCUUCAUCGAGCUGUAUGAAUAGCGUACAGGAGCUGUGGUGGUCCCGUGCUUUUUCAGCGUUCUUGGAGGAUUGGUGUGCUGGGCUCCGAUGGGUUUGAAUCUCCGAAGGAAAUAUUCAAACAAUCUCCUGGGGUUUUGGUGUAAUCAAAACCUUUUGCACAGAUGUUGAAAUAUCUGGGUUUGGGGCUACUCUUGUCAGAGUGAGGUGGAUUCUCUUCAUUGAGAUAAGGGGUUCAGGGGUGUGUCCGUCUUCCAAAAGGGGAGGGAAGCGAUGGAGAAGGGACAAUCUGUCUGUCUUGCAUAAAUUGCAGAAAAGCAGGAAGCUUGUUCCUCAUCUGGAGAGAUGAAAGUCGGCAGGAAAGAGGAAGGGGACUCUUGCCAAAAGACAAGUCCACACUCCAUGUCAAGAGUGAUGUGAUCAUACGAAAAAUUAGUUAAAGAGACAAAGUGGAGGAGAGGAGAGGAGAGGAGACUAUGACAAAGAGGAGAAGGAAGAAACAAUGCAGAAAUAAACGAGAAGUGGAGAAAUAAAAGGAAAGAGAGAAAACUGAAGAAACCAUAUCCUAUUUUAGUGACAUGUCAUUGAUGGUAUCACUGCACACAAAAAGAAAAGAAGGUGAGAAAGUAAGAAAGAAAGGAGGCAAAAAAAGAUUACAAAGAAAAGAAAAUAGGGUGAAGCCCUAAAUUACAAAAGUACACCAAGUAUAUAGCAGAAGAAUACAGGAAUAAAGGAGAAAGCUAAGAAGAAAUAUAUAUCCGUAAAUUAGCAAAGAAGAAAGGACGGAGAGAAACAGACGAGGUGACCAACACGCACCGAAAUUACCUCUAGAUGUGGUCCCUAAAAACGUCAGGCUUGCGGAGAGCACCGCGUCCAGCGCUGAUGUCCGUAAUUAGUGAUGAUCGCUCCUGUUUGAUGAUGUCCACCGCGGCGCCGGAGGCAACGAACGAUCUACCAGGAAGGCUAAGGAAGAGAGAAGGAUUGAAAAAUAAGGGAAUGAGGAGUAGACGAUAGGGCAUGACAAGGCAAGGACGAAAAUGACAACAAAGAGAAGAAAGGAGAAGUAAAAAAGAAAAAAAAAAUAGAAAAGGCAACUGGAAAACUGGACCAGGCUAAGGAAGGAAGACAAGGCAAGAAAGAAAGAAGGAGGAAAGGCAAAAGAAGCAAAGAAAUAGAGAAAGAAAUUCGACCACAGUAGAAAAACCAGCAGAGCAGACGUCCAUGACGGAGCGGAGGCACAGGCUCUGUGUCGGGGCGUGUGAGGCGGCGGAGCAGCGCACGGUGUCGCUGCAGGCUCAGGAACGGCGUGUGGGCGGCUCCGCCCCGGUGCGGCGGAGAGCCCGGCUGUGAGCGCGGGGGGGCGGCGCGGGCCGGGCAGCAGAGCCGGUGCGACCGGGCGGCGGCGGGGAGCCGUGCGGGGCCCGGGCCGGGGCCGGCAGGCAGAGCGGCGGGCAGAGCGGCGGCGGUAGGGAUGGAGGAGCGCUGUUGCGCGGCGGUGAUGCGGGUGCUGGUGCUGCAGGCGGCCUGGGCGCUGGCGGGCGGGCAGGUGCGCUACUCGGUGCCGGAGGAAGCCAAGGCCGGCACGGUGGUGGGCCGUCUGGCGCAGGACCUGGGCCUGGAGGCGGGCGAGGCGGAGGCGCGGCGGCUGCGGCUGGUGGCGCAGGGCCGGCGGGCGAGCGUGGAGGUGAGCGGGGCGAGCGGCGCGCUGCUGGUGAGCUCGCGGCUCGACCGGGAGGAGCUGUGCGGCAAGAGCGCGCCGUGCGCGCUGCGCCUGGAGGUGCUGCUGGAGCGGCCGCUGCGCGUCUUCCAUGUGGAGCUGGAGGUCACCGACAUCAACGACAAUGCCCCCAUCUUCCCCGCCGCCCGCAAAAACCUCAGCAUCGCGGAAUUCACCACUCUGCCGGGGUCUCGUUUUCCGCUGGAGGGCGCGUCGGAUGCGGAUAUCGGAGCGAACGCGCAGCUCUCCUACACACUCAGCCCCAGCAAACAUUUUAGAAUAGAAGAAGAAAACAGUAACUCUCGCAGUAAAUCCCUUUUUUUGGUACUUACGAAAGCAUUGGACCGCGAGACGAUUCCCGUUCACCGUUUGGUGCUGACGGCGACUGACGGUGGCCGGCCGUCUCUUACGGGGACAAUGGAGCUGGUGAUCUCGGUGCUGGAUGCAAACGACAACGCGCCCCAAUUCAACCAGUCCGUGUAUAAUGUAUAUUUGUCCGAGAAUGCCAUACAAGGUACAAUAGUGGCAAGGAUGAACGCCACGGACCUGGACGAAGGAACUAACAGAGAUGUGAAAUAUGAAAUCGAUACAAUUGUACCGCCCCGUGCCUCAGAUUUAUUCAGCAUUGAUGCGAACACAGGGGAGAUCAGACUGACGGGCGUACUGGACUUUGAGGAAAUUAAUUUAUACGACCUAAAUGUUAAGGCAACAGAUAAAGGGACACCCCCACUGUCGGGUCAUUGCAAGGUGGUGGUGGAGGUGCUGGACGUGAACGACAACGCCCCGGAGGUGUGGGUGACGUCGCUGUCGGUGCCGGUGUCGGAGGACGCGUCGGUGGGGACGGUGGUGGCCCUGCUGAGCGUGUCGGACCGGGACUCGGGGGAGAACGGUCGCGUGCGGUGCUGGGUGUGGCCGGCGUCGCCGUUCGGUCUGGAGGCGACGUUCGCGGGCUCGUACUCGCUGGUGCUGCGCGAGGCGCUGGACCGGGAGCGGGUGUCGGAGUACGAGGUGGAGGUGCGUGCGGAGGACGGCGGGGCGCCGGCGCUGGGCGCCCGGCGCGGGCUGCGGGUGCCGGUGUCGGACGUGAACGACAACGCGCCCGCGUUCGCGCAGGCCGUGUACACGGUGCUGGCGCGGGAGAACAACGCGGCGGGCGCGGAGCUGGCGCGGCUGUGGGCGCGGGACCCGGACGAGGCGGGCAACGGGCGCGUCAGCUACUCGGUGUGGGAGGGCGGCGCGGGCGGCGGCGGCGGGUGGCGGGCGGCGUCGAGCUACGUGUCGGUGGACGCGGAGAGCGGGCGUCUGUGGGCGCUGCAGCCGCUGGACUACGAGGAGCUGCAGGUGCUGCAGUUCGAGGUGCGCGCGGUGGACGCGGGGGAGCCGCCGCUGUGGGGCAACGCCACGGUGCAGCUCUUCGUGCUGGACGAGAACGACAACGCGCCGGCGCUGCUGCCGCCCGCGGGCCCGGCACCGGAGGCGGGCGCCGCGGCGGCCGAGGCGGCGGGGGCGGGGUCGGUGUGGGAGGCGGGCACGCUGUGGGCGUGGGCGGCGUGGGGGGCGCCGGCGGGGCAGGUGGUGGCGAAGAUCCGCGCCGUGGACGCGGACUCGGGCUACAACGCGUGGCUGCGCUACGAGCUGUGGGAGCCGCGGGGCAAGGGCCCGUUCCGCGUGGGGCUCUACAGCGGCGAGGUGAGCACGGCGCGGGCGCUGGACGAGGCGGACGGGCCUCGGCAGAGGCUGCUGAUCGUCGUGCGCGACCACGGCGAGCCGGCGCGCUCGGCCACGGCCACGCUCAGCGUGUCGCUGGUGGAGGCCGCCGAGGCGGCGCUGGCCGCGGCCGCGGGAUCCUCGGCGUCGUCGUCGGUGUCGCGGUCGGCGGCGGGCGUGGAGCCGGGGCCCGGCGGCGCGGCGAGCGCGGCGACCAACGUGUGGCUGGUGGUGGCCAUCUGCGCGGUGUCGAGCCUGUUCCUGCUGGCCGUGGUGCUGUACGUGGCGUCGCGCUGGGCGCCGCGGGCGGCCGUGCUCUCGGGGCCCGGGCCCACGACGCUCGUGUGCGCCAGCGAAGUGGGCAGCUGGUCGUACUCGCAGCGCCACAGCCGCAGCCUGUGCGUGGCGGACGGCGCGGCCAAGAGCGACCUCAUGGUUUUCAGCCCCAACUUCCCUCCGCCGCCGCCCGGCCCCGCGCCCAAGGACACGCAGCCGGAGCCCUCCGCGCUCCUCGACACGGUCAGUGGUCCUUCCUUCAUUCCCUUCUCUGCUCUUUCUCAUCCGUCCUCUUGAGUAGCUGCUCUUUGAAGCCGGGCUCAGUUCACACCGCUUAUGGCCGUUGAGUACUUAGCGGGUCCUUACGCGGAUGGCAAAGGUGCAUUUGAAUCUGUCACUACGACCUUGCUGGAGCUCCCUGCUGUUUUUGCAGGCGUCCAGAAUAUCAUAAGGCAGCAUCCGUUAGCAGUUCCUGUAGGCAGGUGAGGUUUCGUGCUCUAAAUAUGAGCUCUGCUCUUGAACUGAAUUACUUUUCGGUGCGACUAGAGGUGCCCGGAGGUGUGAGAUUUGCAGACAGUAAGGGGGUUCUAUUUCUCAUGUGUAGCAUUUCCACCCCAUUUGGCUGAAGGAGUUCAAGACAGCCAGGCUGUGUUGGUGACAGACGCGCAGGCGCUGUGGACAGCCUCAGUGCCAUUGCUGACUGAUAACCGUGCUGGCAUCCAUUUGUAUUUUUAUUGAAAACUGCCCUCCUCCUUUUUAAUUAUGGUCAUGUGGAGGUAUGAUGCAAGGUGUAAAGUGGAUAUUCAAGGACGAAAUUUCUCUAUUGUUCUGCUAUAAGACUCAUUUAGAAAAUAGGGUAGUUGUGGCCAAGAUUUCCUAUGAUCUUCCUAUGUUUGUUUUGCAAGUAUCCUGCUGUUAUGGUUAGCAGUAUAAAGCGUUCAGGGAGGAGAGUUUGACCAAGGUGCGUGUUUCACAAGGGAAAUUUUUCUGUUAUUUUGCUCCAGCUCACGUUCCAGAGGAUUUGCAUUUCUGACCGGAGAGCUAGUCAAGUAUACUGUUGUUUUUUGAUGUUCUCUCAAGAUUUGCAUCAAUUGACACAUCCACGAGCAAGACUUAAAAGGUCUUUAAAAGUGGAAAUUUUCACUUCUGUAAUGAAGAAAAGAACAAAUAACCUCCAAAAUCAAUGAAUCACCUUUCCCCACCAAUUUUUAAGUAACAUUCUACAACACAGGCAGUAUCAUGUAUUAGUGUCCUUGCCAGAGUUUUGGUGCUUGGAGCACAAAAUCAAUGCCAGUGCUGUUUAGAGGUUCCAACAUCACAUUUGAUAACUGUAUUCCACAUUAGGAAGCAUUGGAAAUCAUGAGGUGUCAGCCUCAGAACAUCUCUUAAGCACUGUGUUGGUGAUACCAUCCGUGGAUUUUUAUGGUGUGGCAUUGCUGGAAAGGAUAAGCAAUGGUCAUGCUGAACCUUGUGCUAGGAAAGGAAACUGUGAUCUGUUGUAUAGAGUAGGGGGUGGCCCUUUUCUGAUGGGAGGGGUGCCCAUGAGCAGCAGAAAGACUUGUGUGGGUAAAGUGGAAACCCUUGGGGAGACCAUGGAUCAUAAAAGAAAAUAUCAUGAGGUUAUAUAUUUGCCUUUAGAACACAUCUCAGAGUAGGAGAGCGAAGGAUUUGUAUAGCAAAGGGUGAGACAGGAUGGGAACAGAGUGUUCUUGUUGAGGAUGCUUUCCUAGGUCCUCAGGGUCUGGAGUGGGAGGCCUUCCUGAUAAUGAGAUGAGAGUGUGAUACUGAAAUGGCCACAAUGUCCCCUUACGAGUCUCUCCACCAGGGCCUGUCACUUCUGCUGCUGCCUGCCUGGUGUAGGCCAUGUGUUGGUAAGAGAUGGAGAGGGCAGAAUGUUGUCUGAGGAAGCAACUUCUUCAGGUUCAAGGUUUCAAGGUGUUGUGGGAGGGGAACACUUCAACUUGCUGUCCUUGUGUAGCCGUGGGCUUCCAUAGUAGUCUCCACAGCUGUAGAUUUUGUCAUGAUGAUUCCUUGCUCCUCCUCAGGUGGGAUUUACAGGGAUUUAUUUAUUACAUGUAGUUGUAAUCUUAUUGUGCUCAACUUCCUUUACCUGUGCACUGCACAAGUGGGCUCAGUAGAGAUGGUGUGUCCUGAUGUCACAUGUGGAUUGUCCUGUUAUCUGCAAGAACACCCAAAAAGCUGCAUGAUAAGCCCAGCUCAAGUGGUGCAAGCUGUUAACAUGGAUGACACCAUGAGUGCUCACGUGCUUUGGCACUUGCUGUGUUCCCUUGAAGGAGUAAAUCUGUGUGAAUUAGGAUCAGAGCUGUCACAGCUCUAAUCACAGAAUUUUUAAUAACUCUAACCUGCAGUUCUGUGGUGUUUCUAAGAUAGAUUUCUGAAGAGAAGCAAAGCAUUCACAUUGAAGAUCAUGUAGCUGGGAAGAGCUUUUAGACAUUCUGUACUUCUUUUGUGGGGAUCAUAAAGGAAGAUGAGGAAGUACAAGGUCCUGGAUCACAUGCAGAUGGGGUUUACAGGCAGGGCAUGUUGCUGAGGUUAAGCAAUGUUUGAUAUUUUGGCAGUGAUCCUGGGCGUGGCACUAAAUAAUGCCUGGGCUUGUGUGAUGGGGAGGGUGAAUUUCAGUGGGGAGGAGUGCUACCCCAGGGCAGUACAAAUGCUGAUUAGAACAUGGAUUGCAUCGCUGUGGAGGAACUGGAGAAUGUCUGGUUAGCUGUGGAGAUCUCAUUUCCCAUGCCUUGUGACAGAGGAUGCCAAUAGAAAGUCUUGAAAAAAUGCCCACCACAUGGUACUGCUCUUCUGGGAGCUUUUCAGGACCUCCAGCAGCUCUCUGUGUUCUUGCUUUCUGUUGUUCCCUGUGAUAUUACAAUUUAUGAAGUGACUUGCCAUCCAUGCCUUUAAUCAUUUGUCUUUGAUGUGCAAUUUUUCUUGGUAAAACAGAAGACUUUUUGAAAUUUGUGUCAUUCUGCCAGCCUUUCUUGGGCCAUGGCAUCAGUCAUCUUCCUGGUCUUGGUCUUCUAGCUGGCAUUAAGGGGCACUGUCCCUUGAAACAAGUACUCCUGGUGCUGGAGUUUGUUUUUCUGAAGCAGCAAGCAGUGAUGCUACAGGUGAGUUACUCCUUCCAGAAGAGGCUGUGUGUGAGAGACAGGUGUACUUUGGUUCUUGUGAUGCCUGAAGUAUUAGCUUUACUGAUAUAUUUUCCAUACUUUCCAGAUUCUGUACUGCAUUAGUAUAUUACUCUGAACUUUAUAUAAAGUGUUAGCAAGUUCCCCUCACUGUUCAGUCACCCAAAACAUUCCUUUUCCAGCCUGAGAACCAAGGACACCAUUGCAGCUUCAGACCCAAAAAGUGUAAACAGCAGUGAAUUGAGGAGAGCAGUCUGGGAAGAUGGGACUGCAAAACCUGGAGCUGUAAUUGGACAAUUAACCCCAAAAUGUAAAUGGACCAAAACUUAUAAAAGUGUGAAAACCCCUGACCAUCUUGGGUGUAGGCUCAGCCAGGCUCAUGUACUGCCCAAGGUGUAUCCUGUGAAGGCCUUUCAAUAAAUCCCUACUUUAUUCCUUUAACUCCAUCCAGUUUCUGUUCCAGCAGCCUCUCAAGGCAUCCCCUGUUUAUCUGUGCUAUCUUCACGUUGGAUUAACUAAAUAUUGCCUGCAUUUAAAUUCCUGUAGGUUUGGAGCACAUUUUGCUCUGUCAUUUGAUUCUGCUGCUUCCUGGCACAGGGUGAGAAGAGGGAAGCAAAGGCAGAUGAAGUGACCUUAAUGCUUUUCUAGAAGUAGAUGUGCUGGGCAUGCAGAGGAUGCUUUUUUAAAUAGCUCUGCAGGUGAAAAAUGAGUCAGGCAGAAUUGCUCUUCAUCCAUGGAAAUGAGGAAUGUGGUGUCAUCAUGCUUUUUUUUGCAGUAUUUGUUGUAGGAUUAUCAUGCUGGACUCUGAUGUGUUUGGUUUUGUAUCAGAGAGACUUCCUUGGGUCACUUAGACUAUAGGCCUUUUUUUGUAUUUUAUGUCUGCAUGGGUGGACUCUUCUCUGAUGUAACAAAGCUGUUCUCUUCUGUAUGAUUGCUUUGUGGAUUUAUUUCUGGGUCCUUGAUAUGACUGAAGGCUCCAAACGUGGAUUGGUCCUGAAUGAGGAGGAAGCUGCAGGUUCAUGGCAGUGGAGGAAAGCAAGAAAACUCUUUCCUGUCAUGAGGAAUGAGAGGUGGAAGGGGAGAGCCCUUUUGAUAAAGGGAAUGUCUGUGCUUCAUGACGUGGUGCUGCAGGUGUUUGAAAAUAAUUUCCUUACAUGGAAAAAAACACAAUAUGAGAGACAAGGAAGGCAACAACAGACAAAGGAAAUGGAAAAAGUACAGAAUGAGGAGGGAAAGAAAAAGCAAGAGAAAUAAAAAGAAGAUAAAACAGUAAAAGAAAAAGAACAAAGAAGUGGAAUAACUGAGGCAAUGGAAGGAAUCAUUGCAAGGAAGAGGAAUGAGAACUUUUUCCAAAGGACAUGUUCGUGGAGAGUAGUACACAAACCUUUGGAAAGAAUAUUAGUAAAGGAAA